AUGACUGCAAUAAUUCAAGGGACUACCGAUAAAAGAGUCGUCAUAUCUGGUAUUGAUCUCACCGAAUACAUUCGAACUAGUAAACAAACUAGUUUAUUCUGUACGCCUAUGGGCCGCUUCCUAGAAGGCUCAGGGAUCGGUCGAUUGGAAAAACUCAUUGUCCCUUCAACCCCCCUCGAUAACAUAGGAGGAAAAAGGAAUACUACAAAAAGGAUUUCCGAAGGUUCCAUGGUUGCAGAGAUGUCUCAAAGCAUCCACGGUGCGCGCGGUGAAUGA
This is a messenger RNA of Morchella importuna, 276 nucleotides long. RefSeq lists its product as uncharacterized. The transcript is spliced from 2 exons. The coding region runs from base 1 to 276 and encodes 91 amino acids. Lineage: Eukaryota; Fungi; Ascomycota; Pezizomycetes; Pezizales; Morchellaceae. The record is from RefSeq and is a predicted model, not a curated record.